AUGUCUGCUGUGGUAUACUUCUCUUUGGCGCUAUGCAUGAUGGUGCUAUAUACAAGUGGUUCUGUGAUAAAGAUGCAAGACUUGUCUCUCUCGGACGGAGUGGUUUUGAAACUAGUCAUCAAAGAGGACCCUGAGCAUAAAGGAAAGGCAGUUGCUUCCAUCAAAAUUGACUUGGAUCAUCAGAAACCCAAGAGUGUGCGAAGUCUAUUUAAUAAUUUAAUCCCAACUGGGGCUAUACCUAAAUUUGAAGACAGAAUUCUAAUAACAAACAACAAAUGCCCGUUGGGUCAAGUAAGGAGAGGACCAGUCUGCGUUUAA
Molecule: messenger RNA, 318 nt
Organism: Danaus chrysippus (African queen)
Lineage: Eukaryota; Metazoa; Arthropoda; Insecta; Lepidoptera; Nymphalidae
Source: the annotation of a GenBank genome assembly